Messenger RNA from Aspergillus versicolor CBS 583.65, 699 nucleotides. Its product is annotated as RraA family protein. Lineage: Eukaryota; Fungi; Ascomycota; Eurotiomycetes; Eurotiales; Aspergillaceae. The record is from RefSeq and is a predicted model, not a curated record. Bases 1 to 681 code for a protein of 226 amino acids. The transcript has 4 exons.
AUGCCUGCAAGGUCCGAAGACAUUAUCGACCGCUUGAAGCUAUGGGGGGCAUGCGACGUGGCCGAUGGGCUCUCCAAGCUCAAGUAUCCCAACGGGGGAUUCCUGGAGGGUCUUACUAUAUACUCGCCCGAAUUCCAAUCAGGGGAAACCAAGAUCGUUGGUCAGGCCUUCACCGUGAAAUUUGUGCCCAAGACAGAUGAGGCUGCUCCUAAGCUGAGUGGGAAUUACAUUGACAUGAUACCACGCGGUGCUAUCGUCUUUAUUUCCCAACCACCGCCCCAGGUAAACGCUGUGUAUGGUGGCCUUAUGACUCUGCGCGCGCAGGCCCUCGGUGCCGCAGGUGUAGUGAUAGACGGCCGAGUUCGAGAUCUCGGUGAACAUCGGGCUUUAAAUUUUCCUCUAUUUGCCAAAUCUGUUGGCACAACAGCUGGCGGGGAGGUCUGUCGGCCAUCGGAAGUGAAUGUCCCUGUAAGACUGGACUCGCAAAAUCAAGAGGCUUGGGUUCAGCCUGGUGACUACAUAAUUGGCGAUUUGAACGGUGUUGUACGUCUGCCGCAGGAAUUGGCGGAGCAGGUGCUUGAUGCCAUUCCCGCUAUUGCAGAGGCAGAUGCAAAGUGUGCAGAAGGUAUUAAGGCUGGAAGGAGUGUCCAGGAAGUGUUUAAGGAGUUUCGCGGGAGAUAGACUAGUCCAUACCGGUCC